Molecule: messenger RNA, 4265 nt
Organism: Thunnus maccoyii (southern bluefin tuna)
Lineage: Eukaryota; Metazoa; Chordata; Actinopteri; Scombriformes; Scombridae
Exons: 14
Coding region: 96-2846 (916 amino acids)
Biological process (GO): homophilic cell-cell adhesion; heterophilic cell-cell adhesion
Cellular component (GO): adherens junction
Source: RefSeq, a predicted model, not a curated record
CUAACCAUAACCACAGAGAACACAUACACUUUAAAUACCUUUCUGUCGUGCAUAGAGUCGGUUGAUCAAACUUUAUUUCACUCAGUGACACCAUCAUGGGAUGCUCAUGGCUGUUGAUUUUGGGUCUUGUCCUAAAUGUUGCUCACUGCUUGGAAAUUCUGGGUGAAGAGCAGAUUCUUGAGAUCACAAAAAACGUCACAGGAGUCUUGGGAGAAGACGUGUACCUGAGCUGUAGCUAUCUGGGGGAGAGCGAGAUCAUCAACGCCCAGUGGAAACGGCAGAUUAUUGCUAAUUCUAAAGUUAAGGCCAGGCGACUGGUAGGAUUUUUAGCUGAAAAUAAGACAUUUUGCUACGACGAGAGUUUCUCAUAUCCAGACUCUCUCACCAACCUCACAGUUAAGAUGAGGGUCUCCGGUGUGGAGGCAGAGGGAGAAUACAUCUGUGAGUUUUCAUCAAAUGAAGAAGAUGUUUCUGACAGUGUAAUCCUUACUGUAGUAGCCAGGCCUGAUAUACACACGCUGGUGAAUGCAGAGACUAUCAACGGCACUCACUACCAGUCGGUGUCAUGCUCUGCUGUCGGUGGCAGGCCCACACCUCAGAUCAGUUGGUUGGUCGAUGGCGUUUCUCCCUCAGAUUACCCCUUUGUUGUGGAGACAAGUGAAACGCUUCACUCAAACGGCACCUUGACCCUGAGCAGCAUCCUCCGCUUCCCCACUCACCACCUGGACGACGACAGUGUGACGUGUGUGGUCCAACACCCAACCCUCCCUAACCCCAAACUCACUACAGUGAGGGUGGAAACCUACGUGAGGCCAAAUGUGACCAUUAAAGCAGAGAUGGUACAACAAGGAGGAAGUGAGUUCUGGGUGGUCUCUUGCAUUUCAUCUGGAGGGAGACCUGACACUGACAUCUCUUUGGCUUUGAACACCGAGAAGCUGGAGAUAGUGAAUGACACAGACUCACAGACACAAACAAUCUCUUUCCACCUCCCUGCAACAGUGUUUGAGGGGCGCAACGUCACCUGUGUGUUUGACCACCCCAAAUUUACACACAAGGAGACACGAGUCAUAACGCUGCCAUCAUUUUAUUUGUCAGGAGUUCAGUUGUCUGCAAGGGUGGGAAAAAACAGUGAUCAUAUCCAAGCUGCUGAGUCUUUAGAGCUGAAGGAAGGACAGAGUGACACUGUUAUCGACCUGGAGGUCAUUGGAAAUGUGCCACGUUACAGUAUUACUUGCAAAAAAGAUGAUGGGCCCUUGCCUGAGGGCGUGAAGCUGGGUAGCAGCAGCCUCACCAUUCAGGGUCCUGUGGAACAUCAGCAUGCUGGCGUCUAUGAAUGUGUCACCUCCUAUCACCGUUACAACGCAACGCUGCAGUUUAACAUCACAGUUAAGCGUGUUCCACCCACAAUAAGAGUUGAUUUGCAGACUGAAGAUGGACGCAGUCUGAUUGAGUGCUCAGCAGCUGAUGCUGUUCCUGCAGCCAACAUGUCCUGGCUUCUACCAGAGGGUGUGUCUGGAGUCUCUUGGUUCAAUUUCACUUCCCAUAAUGGAAGCCAUUCUGUCAGGGGAGUUUUACUCCUCCCUGCCUGCUCGCUUUGGGAACUCACUGCAGAGUGUGUGAUAAAUCACCCUGCAUUUGAGGAGCCAGAGAACAGAAGCAUAAAACUCCCUCUUUGCGCUCGCCCAAACAUCACCCUCAACUCCAGCACUGAGUGGAGAGAUGGUGACGAGUACACAAAGGUGGACUGCUCUGUGGACAGUGUUGCCCCUGCAGCAACCAUAACCUGGCAUGUUGGAAACAGUGACAGCAACAACAGCAUCAGUCACCUGACGGAGACUCAAGUCCAGGCUGAUGGUUUGGUUUCGGCCCAUAGCUCUGUGCAUUUCCUGUCUUCUUUGUAUUCUGGUCAGAAUUUGACCUGCAUGGUGGAGCAUCCGAGCUUGGAAGCGCCUGAGAAAAACACAAUACACAUUCCAGUGCACAGAGCCCGUCUGCUGAGUGUGUCUGUAGUGAGACAGCAGGACUCUCCUCUCUGGCUGGCAGUGUGUGCCUGCAGCGGGGAGGGUGUCGGGGCUAACCUCAACUGGGUCCUUGAAAAUGCCAAAGGCCAAACGUCUCUGCACUCAGAGUAUGAAGGGCGCGCCCUGAAAGUUAGGCUGACUUAUCAGUUUCCUCUGGCCCUUCAUGAGGGGCAGGACCUGACCUGUGUGUAUCAAUUUGAACAUGGGCUCACAAAGAGGAAGACCAUUCAUAUCCCCAGAUACUAUAUCUCCUCUGUGAGAGUCCUGAACCACACGACGCCUCUGCAAAGCCGCUACGGUGGUGAACCUAUCAUACACAGACUGACACUCAAAGAUAAUCAUCACAACCAGAGAGUACUGCUGCAAGUUGAUGGCAAUGUGCCAGAAUAUAACCUCAAGUGUCAAAGGAGUGAUGGCUCAUUUGUGAAAAUGGAAGGGGUUGCAAUGGUCUUCCAGUCAGAGCUCACAGAGCAGGAUGAAGGACUGUACACCUGCCGGGCGUCCUUCUAUCAUCACACAGCCGCAGUCAACAUUCAAGUGGAGAUUAUGAGCGAGGACAGACUGUUUGGACUGUUGACCGUGAUCUGCAUGUCUUCGGCCUCGGCCAUCCUUCUCAUCCUCAUUGUCAUUCUCUGGGUGUUCUGCAAAAGAUAUCAGGAGACACAACAUAAGAGGAAGGAGUCUUCGUCAGCCUUGACAACUCUGAUGCAGGAGCCUGGCUCUCCUGAGGGGAAGAAACCAGCAGCAGUGACAGAGAAAGACUGUAAGGAAUUCACGCAGCUGGUCAGUUACGCCAUAGUCAUUGACGUCAAGAGUACGGUGUGAAGAUAAAAGCGCUUUGCAGGGCUUUUUUGUAUGAAACAUUCAGCUUUUCAUUGUGCAAGAACAUACAGUAUAGUAUGAAGGCUACUGGCACUGCAGCAUUAUGAUUUAAGUGUAUUUGUAUGUAACUUGUACAGCUGAGGAAGCAUGUAAAGUGAGAGGAUUCUUUGUUUAUGUACUGAAACAUCCCGACCUGUGAAGUUUUUUUGUUUUUUUAUUUUUUAUAAUUGACAGGCAUUAAUGAUUAUAAAUGAGAAACUAUUGCACUUAUUCAUCUUACUUGAAUUUUGUACUGUCUUUAUACACAUUGUAUUUUCAGAUGUAUUUUUUUGUUUUCAGUAUUUGUCAAUAAAGUCAUUGAAAUAUAAAUUAUUUCCAUGUUUUUUGUUUUGUCCAGUUUGCAUCCAACAACUUAUUACUGUACCUUCAUCCCUAAUACAGUAGAGAUGACAGUGGAGUACAGUAGAGUGACUUAACUCAUCAGCUGCCUUUUUGAUAUUUUUGUUCGGCUAAAUUAGUGACAACCAUCUGGUGUGACAACAGGAGUAACUCUAUAAAUGCAUUUUUAUACAAUGUAUAAUCCAGAUGCAGAAAGAUUCAUCUCCAGAUCAUCCACCCACAUCAGGUUGCAGCAGUGUUACUACGCCCUCUUGUGGUAAAUGAUUACACAAACAGAUGAGUGAAUAAGCCUAUUGUCACCACAUAAACUAGUGUUCUUUGUGGACUUUACGUUGGAAUUUUCUACCAUCCAUCUGCUUUUGAGUUUCUGAAGAGUUCAUUAUAUGUUCUCUAACGAAGGAGUAAUUUUCAGUGUAUCAAAGCCAUAAUGUCACAAUGUACCUGACCAAUAAAACUAAAUUAGUAGAAUUAUGAGGCCUUGAGCUCCAUAAGAAAUACUUAUCAGACAGCAGAAUGAUUCAUUUUUUGAAAAUGUAUAUUUCAGAAUCAUAACACAUUUUUUCAGUAUUUUUUCAUAUGAAAAUCUUAACAUUUACUUAUUUUUGUAAAACUGACUAAAUUAGUGGGCUGCCUCCAGUAUGCCAUCCAUUUCAUUCCAAUCAAACACCACAAAAAGCUGAUCAGCACAUAAAUGGACUGCAUUUAUACUGUAUAACACUUAAUACAGUAAUAAUAAUAAUUUCCCUCUCAAUCAUCAAUCAUUCACACACACUCACAUGUGAGCUUACAUGCAAGGCAUCAAUCAAACCGUCAGGAGCAACUUGUGGCUCAGUGUUGACAGGAGGAGCCAGGAAUUUAACAGCUAUCAGUAGACAGUCUGCUUUAUCUGCUGAAACAUAGCCAGAUACCAGAAACAAUGGUACCAAUCAAUGAAAUCACCCUAACUGGUGUUUGCUUAGGAAGGAAACGUACUUGGGCAUUGAUGGCACAUGACUGCAGAGCUUUGUAUUACAUGAAAAAACA